UGGCACCUCUUCCCUCCUCCUCGCGUUAGUUCCGGUCGCAAAGGAGAGACCGCAGCAGUUGUCGCCACAUCUGGAAUUUCUGGCCCUUUUCUCUUCGCCUUAAAUUCGGGUGUCUUUUAUGAAUAAUCAAAAGCAGCAAAAGCCAACGCUAUCAGGCCAGCGUUUUAAAACCAGAAAAAGAGAUGAAAAAGAGAGGUUUGACCCUACUCAGUUUCAAGACUGUAUUAUUCAAGGCUUAACUGAAACUGGUACUGAUUUGGAAGCAGUAGCAAAGUUUCUUGAUGCCUCUGGAGCAAAACUUGAUUACCGCCGAUAUGCAGAAACACUCUUUGACAUUCUGGUGGCCGGGGGAAUGCUGGCCCCAGGUGGUACAUUGGCAGAUGACAUGAUGCGUACAGAUGUCUGUGUGUUCGCAGCACAAGAAGACCUAGAGACCAUGCAAGCAUUUGCUCAGGUUUUUAACAAGUUAAUCAGGCGCUACAAAUACCUGGAGAAAGGUUUUGAAGAUGAAGUAAAAAAGCUGCUGCUGUUCUUAAAGGGUUUUUCGGAGUCGGAGAGGAACAAGCUGGCUAUGUUGACUGGUGUUCUUCUGGCUAAUGGAACACUUAAUGCAUCCAUUCUUAAUAGCCUUUAUAAUGAGAAUUUGGUUAAAGAAGGGGUUUCAGCAGCUUUUGCUGUAAAGCUCUUUAAAUCAUGGAUAAAUGAAAAAGAUAUUAAUGCAGUAGCUGCAAGUCUUCGAAAAGUCAGCAUGGAUAACAGGCUGAUGGAACUUUUUCCUGCCAAUAAACAAAGCGUGGAACACUUCACAAAGUACUUCACUGAGGCAGGCUUAAAAGAGCUUUCAGAAUAUGUUCGGAAUCAGCAAACCAUUGGCGCUCGUAAGGAACUUCAGAAAGAACUUCAAGAACAGAUGUCCCGUGGUGAUCCAUUUAAGGAUAUAAUUUUGUAUGUCAAGGAGGAGAUGAAAAAAAACAACAUCCCAGAACCUGUCGUCAUUGGAAUAGUCUGGUCCAGUGUAAUGAGCACUGUGGAAUGGAACAAAAAAGAGGAGCUUGUAGCAGAGCAAGCCAUCAAGCACUUGAAGCAAUACAGCCCUCUCCUUGCUGCCUUUACUACUCAAGGUCAGUCUGAGCUGACUCUGUUACUGAAGAUUCAGGAGUAUUGCUACGAUAACAUUCAUUUCAUGAAAGCCUUCCAGAAAAUAGUGGUGCUUUUUUACAAAGCUGAAGUCCUGAGUGAGGAGCCCAUUCUAAAGUGGUAUAAAGAUGCACAUGUUGCAAAGGGGAAAAGUGUCUUCCUUGAACAAAUGAAAAAGUUUGUGGAGUGGCUCAAAAAUGCUGAAGAAGAAUCUGAGUCUGAAGCUGAAGAAGGUGACUGAAUUUUGAAACUACACCCUCAGUAAAGCAAACAGGAGUUGUAGAUAAAAUGUCAUGUCUCAUGUGUCCUGGUUCUUACAUCUUCCUACCUCCCUAUAUCAAGCAUGAUAUAAGGGCUUUCAUAGCAAAUUUUAUUUUAACUGUUUCUAUGGUUACUGGAAAUGUUGGGUUUAGUUUCAAAAACCAUGUUGUAAGUAGCUACAGGAGCUAUAGAUUUGAAUCUAAUGUUGCAUUAGUCUUUUCAGUUAUCUUCUACCUCCUGUAUUUUCUACUGUAAUAAUGUAAUUUAAGGCCUUCCACAAUGAACAGUUCACUUUUUUCCUGGGUUUUCUAUAUAAAGUUUUCAAGAUAUGAUUUGGUUAAAAAUAAUUUGUUAUAAAAAUUCUGUUUGCAAAUUAAACUGUAAAAGUAUCCAAAGUCUCAAAAAGGAAUGAUUUGUGUGAUAAUUUGGUAUGCCCAAAGCCCUCAUCCAGGAAAACCUCAUAUACAGCAAUUGAAUUCAUUAACAUGACUCUUGAGUAUUUGGGCCAUUGCUUCCAUGUUAAUAUUUUCUUAAUUUUUAACCCUGUAAGUCUUUAGCUCAUUUGUUCUCUGGUUUCCAUUUGUUAGUGGAGCCAUGGAGAGCAAGCUUGAAAGUGAGGUCUUUGGGAAAUUGUACUAGGCAGAGGUGGUGGGAAGAAAGAAGUUCAACUUUUCCUAUUGAGAAAUUUCUGCAUUCUGUUUGUACCUUUCCAGGCAAAAUAGCUGCGUAUUCUUUUCAUACCAUUUUCAACUGUACCUUAGAAAAAUCUUGUCAUUUAACAAAGUUAACACUUGUCAUAUCCUUAGAUUGGUAGGAAAGGACUCAUGGAAUAGUGUGAGUAAAGGAAAUGCCUUUACCUAGUUGCCUUUUAUUUUUAAUUGCCAUGAGCCAACUAUCUCUUCUAUAUAAUUGAUUUAUUUUAAUGGUUGCCUUUUAUUUUUUGUCUUUUGUUGUCAUUCAUCUUUGUUGUCAUUCAUGUAUAUGUAUGUAGUCAGUAGAAGACAAAAUACGACCACACUUUUUGGUGGAAAGACUUUAUCUUACAUGUGAAACUUCUGGAAGUUUUGAUUACUGAAAGAAACUAGGUUGGAGUAAUGCCACCAGAGACUGGGUGGAAAUUGCCCCUUUCAGAGGUGCCAUUUUUAUGAGCCAAGAAUUUGGUGUUUAGUAGUUCAUCUGGAGGGAAUAAUGUGUAGUAUAAUUUGAAAUAAAGUUGUAUACUUACCUUACAGAGAGCAUUAUUACUGAUAUCAUUGUGAAUGGGGUGAAAUUGUUAAAUGAAUAACUUUGAUCAAGUUUUCAUGCACAGGCAAAAAUGUAUUCACUAGGUUCCUACGUAGUGAUCUGCUUUUACUUUGUAAUUUGUAGUCCUCAAAAGACUUUUUAAAAAAAAUAAAGUCCAUCCUUACACUUAGGUUAUGUAGGUCAGUCUUCUUUAUUUUUUUUGUAAAUUCCUUGUUAAUGUCCAGUAGUAAAUGUAUGUUGUACAUUCAGGUGUCUCUACUAUGUAAACAUUAAAUAAUUGCUCUUUUUGUCCUUAUAGCUCCCAAACUGUAAACACCUACACAGAAUUCUGAUGUAGUGGAAACUACAUAACAUUUCUACAACCGAAUCAUUGCAUGUUACUGCUGUUCAAAGUGUACUCUGUUCUAUUAUAUACUGUGUAUAGUGAAAGAAUGUGUAGUCUUCCAGAACUACAUUAUGAUCUUUGUCUGAUCAUAGUUUUUUUCUUCAUAAUGACAAAGUAGUGUUUACUGACUACAAUAUUAUAAUAAAUGAAUAUCACCUAUGACAGUAUAAAAGAAAGGAAAUGCUUUCUGAAAAGACUACAGAUUUUCAUUUUGAAUUUUAAGUGGUAGUUUUGGGACUCAGCUGCCAAUGCCAACUUAUGGCCUCAAAUAUGUAAUUCUUAAUAUAGAUGUUAAAAAUUGUACUUGUAUGAUUGGAUAAAUGUUGACUUUCCUAACUUGAUGUCAGUUUCAAAGGAUAAGUCUAUUAGAUACCAUAAUUAAAUGUGUAUUUAGAGCUGAUCAUAGUUUCUUAAUUAUUCUGGAGUAUUGUCCUAGAAAUAUUUAUUAUGUUAUUAAGAAAACUCCAAAUACCAAAAAUACCACAGGCUAUUUUGACACAGCAUAGCGAUGGUGGUGAGAGGAAGUGCGUGUGACUGGGAGGCUGACUUCUAAUUCAGUGUUUCUCUAAGCUUUAUCACCCUCCCCCAGGAAGCCUUUUUAUUUUUAGACUUUUCUAAUAGCACCCCAAUAAAUUUUACUAUAGAUAAGCUACAUGUGUAUUGUAUCUGUUUUAUGUAUGGAAAAAGUAAAUGCUUUUGGGGGUCCCAUUUGGGGGUAGUACCACCCCCACUGAUAAUGCAUGCCCUGGCAUAUUUUUUUAAGAGUGGACAUAGAGAUAGACAUUUGCAUUGGCAGACAUACCUUCAUGCAGAUCCAUAUCCUGAAGCGGUACUUUUUUUUCUCCCAGGGUCACUAGAAAAUAGAGAACGUUUGUUUUCUGCCAGUCACCCAUCUUUUAACAGUUAAUGCUUUACAUCUCAGCCCACCAUAGGCAUCAGACAAGUAAUUUCCCUUUUACUUUGAACGUCUUAAGAGAUUCUUGCUUGAUUGUAAAUGUAACAGAGGCAUUCAGGUUUCUUCUAAUCUAUUAAAAAAACCUCUAGAUGAGUGAUUUAUUUCAAGUUGGGCAAAACACUUUAAUAAAUGGUAUUGAAAUUUUACUGAUGCAGCAGCUGCCCUCCUCAAUUAGGUUGCUUGCAGCAACUGGCAAAACUAUUGGGCUUUGUAACAUAGGUGCCGAAAUUUUAGUGUGCAUUGUUACUUAAACUACUAAAUGAACUUCGUAAAAAUUCUCUUCAAUGCUAUUACAGGUGCCAGGUAAAGGGAGUUCAUAAGCGUUUCUGUGAGAAUUAUGGUAAAUGCCUUGCUACAAUUAUUCAGAAAUACAUUUAUCCUGUAGUAUUUAAAGUCUACCUGUUCACAAGCCUACUGAGGCCUAAAGGUUUAAAAUAUAGUUUUCAGUAGGCUUUAAGUGGAAUCUAGGAGAUGUAUUUAGUACUUUUUAUUUCAAAAUAAUUUAUAAUUGGCUUUGAUCUAAAAAACGUGAAUUGCAGUGAAUUCGUACCUAAAUAUAAUCCUAUGCAUAAUUGUAUGAAACUUGGUGUGGAUCAAAAGGCUUCCCAGUUCGCUUUCCCCUCCAUAAUUUCCCCUAUUUAACUGUAGUCAACUAGCAGCUAUUAAUUCAAUUGUUUUAAUUUUCCAGUGCAUUUACAAUCCUUUUAUCCUGAUUCUAGGAUUAUAGUCAGACCUCUGGAUGAAUUUUUUAAAAAAAGAUGAAUUUACAAGUACUCUCAAUCACUGUCAAUUUAAUAACUGAAUAGGAACCUUGGUUAAAUUAAAAGCUAAAUUGUUUGUGCUUACUAUAGUGCCCUAGAGGAGACAGUGGUUAAAAAAAUCCACUGAAUCCUUUGCAGAUUUUAUCUGGAGGAACCAAUAUCUCGUCAAACUGAGAAUAUUUAUUGUUGUAUUAGUGCAGCUUUGGGAACUAUGUAUUAUGAAUGAACUUGGGGUGCUACAGAGUUAUCAAAUAAUUGAGCUGUUCCAUUUCAGGGAAUUUCCAGUCAGUAUAACCAAUUUAAAAUAUCUAAGGAAGAAAAUUCUUGAACUUUUUUAAAGUUAAAAUACUUAAGGCUGUGCUUAAAAGUUAACUUUUCAGGUAAACCUAUUGGGGAAUAAGUAACCCAUUUAUGGGCUGAAGCCUGUACUACAAAAAGAUGUUCUACAUUCUCUGGUAUAUUAAUAAAAUAUUCUCUGUAAAUACACCUCAUUUUCAUUCUAGGUGUAAGGGUAAUGGAUCUUGGCAUAGCAAACAGUUGAAUGGAGAAAACAUAGCUGGUGAUCGAGAUGGUUCUUGGCACUCUGAACAAACUCAAGUAUAGACAUGCAUGCCAAUAAUUAUAUUGCUGCAUCAUUUCUAUUUAACUGAAACUUGCUUCUUGUCUGUCCUUUUGAGGUUGAAUAAAAUUUCAUGAGACUCCUUGUUAAUGUAAAGAGAAAAGCAGUGACUGUUGGCAUUGGUUGUUGUAUGCUAAUGGUCAAGUGCUCCAAGUUGGUUAAGGCUAAGUCCUUGUCCAUUUUGACUGGGUGUUUUAAAUGCCGUCAAAGAGCCUGUCCCUCCAGAAAUAUUUUUUCUCCAGACCAGUUUUGCGUUUGUGUGGCUCACGUGUACUUCAAACACAGAAGUGAAUAUGUUCAUGUUUUUAGAAAAUGCCAGUGUUUCACUAAAUAAAAUAGUAACACCAUC
Artibeus jamaicensis (Jamaican fruit-eating bat) is the source of this 5712-nucleotide messenger RNA. RefSeq names its product basic leucine zipper and W2 domains 1 (gene BZW1). Gene Ontology annotation, cellular component: membrane; cytoplasm. The record is from RefSeq and is a predicted model, not a curated record. The coding region runs from base 119 to 1378 and encodes 419 amino acids. NCBI's taxonomy places the organism in Eukaryota, Metazoa, Chordata, Mammalia, Chiroptera, Phyllostomidae. Gene Ontology annotation, molecular function: protein binding. The transcript has 12 exons.